CGGUGUUGGCAACAGCUGAUUGUGAGGAUGGACUCCCCCGAUGUGACAUUUACUUUGGCAUAUGUUGUGUUUGCAUUUUGUUUUGUGUUUACGCCAAAUGAGUUCAGAUCGGCAGGCUUUACCGUUCAGAAUUUGUUCUCUUUUUGGCUCGGGAGCGAAGACAUAGGUUUCGUCCAGUACCACAUCAGGAGAACGACCUUAACCCUCGUUGUCCAUUGCUCACUGCCUCUUGGUUACUACCUGGGUAUGUGUAUAGCUGCCCCAGAUAAAAAGCUGAUCUAUGUGUACCUGGCAAGUGAAGGAUGGCAGCUGUACUUCACUGUGUCAGCUGCUGUUCUGCUUCUGAGUUGCCUCGUCGCUCUCUAUUGGUCUGGCAAGAAAUGGGCAAAUCACACCAUAUCAAAAACGUUAGCCUCCCAUGCCUUACCUCAAUCCAGCUGGAGAGCUGUAGCUUCCUCUAUCAACACGGAGUUCCGCCGAAUCGAUAAGUUCGCUACAGGUGCGCCAGGUGCCAGAGUCAUCGUUACAGACACCUGGAUCAUGAAGGUCACCACCUACUAUGUCCAUGUGGCCCUGCAGCAAGACACACACCUGACUGUCACCGAGUCGAAGCAGCAUGAUCUUUCACCUGACUCUGGCACGCCGGUGCAGAUCCUGACCCUUAGUGUCGCCAGUAUCAAUCCCAAUGUCAAGCCCUUUGACAUCAGGUUAAAUUCCACAGAGUACACUGAACUCCGAGACAAACUACAGGCUCCUGUGAGGAAUGCAGCAAACGUGGUCAUCCAUCUGACCAUGAGUGAGCUCUUUUUGGAGACCUUCAGGUCUUUCGUGGAGCUGAACCAAGUCUAUGAAAGCCCCAGUGGUCAGGAGCUGGAGCCCUGCAUUGGCUGCAUGCAGGAGACGGCCAACAUCAAGCUGCUGCACCUGUGCCACGGAGAGGGCGAGGGUGAGGGCGAGUGCCAGCAGUGCUACUGCCGCCCCAUGUGGUGCCUGACCUGCAUGGGCAAGUGGUUUGCCAGCCGGCAGGACCAGCAGCGGCCUGAGACCUGGCUGGGCAGCAGGGUGCCCUGCCCCACCUGCAGGGCCAAGUUUUGCAUCCUGGACGUCUGCAUUGCCCGCUGAGUCCAACUCCAAAACCCAGAGGUGAAAUGAUGGAUGGAAUGGUUCAGAUGAAAUUUGAAUUUCAACAGACAAUUCAAAGACACUUUGAGAAUUGAAUCUAAAAACACUUGGUUGGAUCUGUGCUGCCGUUUUCCAGAAGGCAAUAGACUGCCAAAUGAUGAAUGACUUUUGACCUCUUACUUCUUUUCUUUUUCCCUUCACACCAGUAAGACUACGAACGUCAUACGUGCCUUCUGUCAGUUUGCCUUGUUUUUUCAGGCCAUUAAAUGUAGAAAAAUGUUACAUUGCCCAUCCUAGACACAACAGUUACUUUCUCCAAUACAUUUACAAAUGCUGAUUUUUAAAAAGUUGGUGUUAUUGCACUUGUAUCAUUCUGGAUUAGUUAAACUUCCCCCCAACAUUGAGUGAGCACCAGUGUUGCAGCCACCACAGUUUGAAUUCUUGAAAAAGCUAAUGUCCUGCUAAUGUCCUGCCAAAGGACAUAACCGUUUUACCAAAGGGCUUGCCUCUCCAGUUUUGAGCUUAAAACAGCAUAAUGCAAAAAUUGUAUUCUAUACCCCUUGUAUAAUAUUUUUUGAUAUCCCUUCAGCAUAAUUUUUGAUUAUGCAGAGUUUCAUGAGGGUGCUUUGGACUGUGCUGCAUAAUGAAAAAUGGUGCUGAAGGGAUUCCCAGCGCGUCAAAGCUGACGUAAAGGAUCACCCCACAGCCCACUCCACCAAAGGUACAGUACACAGUGCAAUACGUGGCACACUGGGCCAAUGACUGAACGCAGAUCGCCUUAUUAUCAAAGUUGGAGCUUUGAGUCGUUCUUUUAAAGUAGAAAUGUAAGGUACAGCGUAGUGUUUGUGGUGUCUACACUUGGACACUGAGGCAAGGUUCAGACAGAAAAUGUCAGUAUUGUGUAUUCAUUGUUGUGGUGUAAUCAUACAUGUUUUGAUGGGGUAAUGGCCUUCUUUCGUUAGUUUAUUGACGAGCAGGUACAGGACCGAGUGUGUGACAACAACAGAAUGCUACAUGGCAGAAACUAGUGUCAGUCUCUUGAAGCAUGUUUUUCACAUGUGGGGAGAUGCCAAAGCAUAUGAUUGUGUGCUUGAGAUAAAUUAGUGAAUCUUGAUCGUAAUUCUUUGAUUCUGUAAAAAAGUUUUUUUGUUUGGGAUGUUUUAUAGAUAUCAACAUGUCAUCUAAGGGGACAAAGGAUUCUAGCAGUCAUAGAUAACUAUACAUUUAGCAAACACAGCUUGUAAUGGCUGUCAUCCUGAUUUGGAAGGAUGGAAACCUUCAGAAGGCCAUAAUCUUAAUUUUCAGUUUGCAAAAAUGUUGUUUUGUUUCAGUUAUAGAGGGUUUCUCCACAAUGUUUCAGCCCUCAAUUGCAGUCACAGCUUUCUGUUUAACUUGAGAUGAAUAAAUUCAUUUGGUCUUCUCCCUCGUGUGAAUAUGAUCUACACAGAGGGAAAUGAAACAUGAUGUUUUUCUCUUGGACUUUAUAAUCCUGGCAAUCAAUAUGGCAUUGGACGUUAUAAAAUGACUGGAUAAUCUUCACAAACAAUAACUCAGGGAAUUGUUAUUUGUCCUCUGUCCAAAUUUGUACUGUGUCUCGACCUGUAUAAUCUCUUUUUUUGAUAAAUAAAUAUGUAAAUAAAUGUCUUAGUUUGAAUCUUUCUCCUGUAUUUUAGUAUUAAUGUUUAUAGAGUAUUAAGGGUUUGUUUUUCUGUUCACCUUUUUGUUUUCUGUCACACAAAGUAAUUCUAUGCUUCCACUGUCUACUUUUGGAUUACCUCCAUGGCACACACUUGACCAUAAUAUCUCACUGCAUCACUUCUGUUUUUACAUACUGCAUGACCGUGUCCAUUCCCUGCC
Molecule: messenger RNA, 2979 nt
Organism: Sardina pilchardus (European sardine)
Lineage: Eukaryota; Metazoa; Chordata; Actinopteri; Clupeiformes; Clupeidae
Gene: tmem129
Product: transmembrane protein 129, E3 ubiquitin protein ligase
Exons: 5
Coding region: 28-1122 (364 amino acids)
Biological process (GO): protein ubiquitination
Cellular component (GO): endoplasmic reticulum; membrane
Molecular function (GO): ubiquitin protein ligase activity
Source: RefSeq, a predicted model, not a curated record